Messenger RNA from Oryza brachyantha (malo sina), 913 nucleotides. RefSeq names its product SKP1-like protein 1. Gene Ontology annotation, biological process: SCF-dependent proteasomal ubiquitin-dependent protein catabolic process. The transcript has a single exon. Gene Ontology annotation, cellular component: nucleus; cytoplasm. The coding region runs from base 236 to 694 and encodes 152 amino acids. Gene Ontology annotation, molecular function: cullin family protein binding. Lineage: Eukaryota; Viridiplantae; Streptophyta; Magnoliopsida; Poales; Poaceae. The record is from RefSeq and is a predicted model, not a curated record.
ACCAGCCGCAUCCACCGCGAGCGCUAGGUAGUCAGUGAAAGGGGAAGAGUUAGGGUUUUGUGAGCGCGAGUAAUGGCGACGGGGAGCGGAGAGGUUCCGGUGGUGCCCGAGGCGGCGGAGGGGAAAGUUGCGACGGUGGUCGAGGAGAAGGAGGGAGAGGGCGCGGUGGUGUCGGAGGUGGUGGAGAAGGCACCGGCGAAGACGGGGAAUCGGGCGGAGGAGGAGGAGCGGCGGGAUGAUCACCCUCAAGUGCAGUGAUGGCGAGCUGAUCGAGGUGAGGGCGGCGUCGGCGAUGCUGUCCAAAAUCCUCGGGGAAAUGGUCGAGUCCGGCCACGCCGAUGGAGUCAUCCCGCUCACGGAGAUCGACUCCAAGACCUUCAAGAAGGUGAUCAAGUACUGCGACAAGCACGCCGACUUCGCCGCCAACAACAAGUCCGGUACCGACGAGGAGAAAGACUGGGACAAGGGCUUCAUCGACGAGCUGGACAAGAACAGGAACUUCCUCUUCUGCGUCAUCAUGGCCGCCAACUUCCUCUGCAUCCGUGGACUCCUCGAAGACGGCUGCCAGAAGGUCGCCGACACGAUCAAGGGCAAGACCCCCGAGGAGAUCCGCGAGGCUUUCAACAUCGAGAACGACCUCACCGCUGAGGACUUGAAGGAGAUAAGCCUGGAGAACGAAAAGGUCUUCGGGUAGCACUAACUUCUCUCUGAACCCGUAGAUCGUAUAUUCGUAGUGUCCUCGUCGCGCAAUGGUGGUUCUGUCGUAGUUGUGUGUUGUGUUCGCUGGUAGAUUCAGAUCGAAUCGGCUUACCGUGAGUUCGUGCAUGAUGCAUCCUGUCCAAGAAGAUCAGAGUCGGCUGUGUAGUUGAAUGCUUUGAACUGGUGGAUCGCUUGCAUGAAGAGAAUACUUCGC